UGAUCGUUCAGCAUCAUUCAUUUACUAUGGCAGCUAAAAUUCAAUUUCUCGUUUUGCUGUGUGUUUCGACGCUGUUCAUAAGCGGUUUCGCAGACACCAUCGAUGACGAAACAGACAAUGUACAGGACAUCAGCUCGCUAGUCGACAUUAUGUUGCCUACGGUUCGUGAAUACAUAGAGAAGAACGGAAUGGACCCCAUGGAAUUGGACAGCAUACAUAAGAACUUGCCAGGUUUACUCAUACGUAACAGAAGUAUUAGUUUAACGAACGGACAGCUUAAAGGGCUAUCGGGCAUAAAACGAAUAGGCGAAACUAUUUUAAUUUCCAACACUAAUGCUCAUACCGUGAUUGCCACGAUGGGAUUCGAUGUACUCGACGGUACCUAUGACUUCCUGCUGCAAGGUUUCCUCAUUAAGAAACAGGGUCAAAUAAAUGGACGCUUCGGCAACAUCGAGGCAAAAGUUGUCGCAGAUAUAAAUAUGGAUGACCACCGAGUUAUUCUACGUGCGGUCAACAUCGUCAAAAUCGAUGAAAUGUCCUUAACCUUCAAAGACGAUAUAAGCGAAUCUAUGGUAAACCUUAUAGUCAAACAUAUCACGAAUCAUUUCUCUCAUAUUGUUUUAUCCGCGCUGGAAAAGCAGUUAGUGAAUAUCUCACAACGGUACCUGAACAAACUGCUUGAUAAGCUUCCACUGUCGGAUGAAUUUAUAGCUGACAACAACAUUUCCAAAACAACUUUAGUCAACUUCCCAACAGGUGAUUUGACGUACAAUGCUGUACAAAAAUAUUGGCCCUCAUUAAUGAAGUUUCAUGUACACGUUUGUGUAAAAGUACCAACAAUAUGAUUUUUUGUUUAAUUUUCUUACAAAAUAUAAUUUCUAUGUCUAAAGUUUAAGUAUAUCUUAAGGGUGAAUUGUAAGAAGAAAUGUAAUGAAGUAAA
This is a messenger RNA of Osmia bicornis bicornis, 940 nucleotides long. RefSeq lists its product as uncharacterized. The record is from RefSeq and is a predicted model, not a curated record. Lineage: Eukaryota; Metazoa; Arthropoda; Insecta; Hymenoptera; Megachilidae. The transcript is spliced from 5 exons. Bases 27 to 845 code for a protein of 272 amino acids. Gene Ontology annotation, molecular function: lipid binding.